UUAGCAGUCUGAUAAGAUCCUUCACUUCGCCAAUUUGAGAACUGGUAUUGUCUCGUUCGGAUCUAUUACCCAUGGAAGAUGAUAAGAAGACAGAAUCAACGAACAAGAACGUUAAGAAAGCUAACCUGUUAGACCACAACUCCGUCAAGCACAUUCUCGACGAAUCCGUCUCCGAUAUCGUUACGAGCCGAGGUUACAAGGAGGAUGUGAGGCUAAGCAACGUCAAAUUUCUGUUAGGGGCGAUUAUUAUCGUGGUCGCUCUUGUUGCCCAAUUCUACAAUAAGAAGUUCCCUGAAAACAGAGACUUUCUGAUCUGUUGCAUCGGAUUGUAUGUGGUGUUGACUGCGGUAAUGCAGCUGAUUUUGUACACUAAGGAGAAGAAUGCGAUAUUGUUCACCUAUCCUCUUGAGGGAUCAUUCACCAGCACCGGUUUGGUUGUAUCUUCCAAGUUGCCAAGAUUCUCUGAUCAGUACACUCUCACCAUCGACAGUGCUGAUCCGAAAUCAAUCUCAGCUGGGAAGUCAGUCCACUUAACCAAAAGUGUCACUCAAUGGCUCACCAAAGAUGGAGUUCUUGUUGAGGGUUUAUUCUGGAAAGAUGUUGAAUCCCUAAUCAAGAAGUAUGCAAGAGCAGAAGAACCAAAGAAGAUGAGGUGAUGUGAUCUUUAGUGGAAAUGUAUGUUCUUCUUUUUUUGUUUUUUCUCUAAAUGUUAAAAAAACUUUUCUAGAGAUAACUCAAAUCGACAUUGACUUUACACCUU
Molecule: messenger RNA, 760 nt
Organism: Eutrema salsugineum
Lineage: Eukaryota; Viridiplantae; Streptophyta; Magnoliopsida; Brassicales; Brassicaceae
Product: probable signal peptidase complex subunit 2
Exons: 5
Coding region: 72-656 (194 amino acids)
Biological process (GO): protein targeting to ER
Cellular component (GO): signal peptidase complex; membrane
Source: RefSeq, a predicted model, not a curated record